This is a messenger RNA of Ciona intestinalis (vase tunicate), 1614 nucleotides long. RefSeq lists its product as uncharacterized. Lineage: Eukaryota; Metazoa; Chordata; Ascidiacea; Phlebobranchia; Cionidae. The record is from RefSeq and is a predicted model, not a curated record.
AAAUAUUAAUCAAGGCUGCUUCAAUUGUUUGAGGCUAUUUUUAGCAUUGUGACGUAACACCGCAUGUAUUCCAUUGUCAACUGUGAUGUCAUAAGGAACCAGGUCAACCAAUUAGGAACGAGAUGCAAUAAACCUCAUUAUGACGAAACAACCAACCACUGAUGAAUAGUUUCAUGCUUGACCGGUUUAGCCAAUCAGAUUGCAGAAAGUAUAAUAAUGACGUCACAGACAAGAAAGUGAAGUUUCAUGACGUCACAGAGAGCGGAUACUCCACCACGACAUCUAGCGACGACGGUAACAGCGGAAAAACAAUGAGUUCGCGAAUUCGCGCAAAGGAAAAAAGAGAAAUGACGUCAUCGUCUAUGACGCCAUCACCUACGUCAUCAAAAGAGGAAUAUUACGUCACACACGAAGAUAGUUACGUCACACACGAAGAUAGUUACUAUGAUCCUUUACACCUUAACCACGAACCCUCGAAAAGGGGGAUUUUAAAGAAACCCCUCACGGGAAACCCCCUUACCCCCAUAAAAGUCCCCGCCCUCUACCCUCCCUCCCCACACGGAAGUGACGCAUCGAGGAAAUCAGCGUUCACCCCUGUUGCACAACGUCAUCAUAGCGGCAGCAGCGACCCAUCUGACGUCAUCAACAACCUGUUCACCCCGUUACAUGUAACUCCUGAUUACGUCACUGCCGAUUACGUCAAAAACAAUAUGACCGGAAGUCAUUACUCGAAACCGGAAAGUCCCCUCCAGGGAUUCUACCCUGUGCGUCAUCGUGACGUCCCCCACACCCACCCACGGGAAAACCCCCGGAAGCGUGAUGACGUCAUUUUUCAAACUGUCCAGGCCCCGGAACCUAAAAGUAGGGUAAUACCCAACUUCGAGAACCUGCGUACUGAUGACGUAGAUAGCUCGGUUGGUUCGGAACCGGAAGCCAGGGUUGAAGAAUUAACGAACGACGCGGCGAGAAUCGAACAUUUCUUCGAUAACGCGAACGCGAAAGAAAUAAAACGAUUGUUACGUCAUAAGCUGGAUUCGAAAGACCCGAAAAUAAUCAAAGCGCUGUCGACGCUAUUUCCCGCUAAUGUAGCUAAGCCAGUGAUGUCACACUGCGUUAGAUGUCAUAAGAGCUACAACCCCGACGACAGAGGUCGAUGCCACCUCCCCCACCCCGAGUUAAUGGUAAGCAAAGUUGGUCAAGAUGAGGAAGGCGCAGACUUCGUGUGUCAUUGUUGUAGCACCGGGUUCAGGUUGCUAAAGAUGGAUUUCUAUGAAGAAUCGACCAACGCGAUACUGACAGGUCACUGCUACAGCGGGCACCACACAACGGAUCCUGACUCUGUAGAUUACCAACCGGACGGUGGCGCUGCUAAGUCGUGUGCUGACAACGGUUGCGUCGAAUUCUACGUGUGACGUCACGAAGUUAUGACGUCACGGAGACUUUUGUGUGAAUAUUUAUACACAACAAUGAAACCUAUUGUUACGAAUAACCUCAUUAUUACGUCACAGACACUUUGCAAUUCCAAAAUCCAGCAGUAUUAUUACGUGUUUAUUUUAUUUAAAUACAGCAAUCUUUCCACAUUGUGUUGUAACAAUUAAACAAUCCAUCGCAUUA